This is a messenger RNA of Drosophila virilis, 683 nucleotides long. RefSeq lists its product as uncharacterized. NCBI's taxonomy places the organism in Eukaryota, Metazoa, Arthropoda, Insecta, Diptera, Drosophilidae. The record is from RefSeq and is a predicted model, not a curated record.
AAUCCAUCUCUAACUUUUUCACAUUAAAAACCAAACGUACAAAAUUCCAGUAGAAAAAAAAAAGAAUAUGGGAACAAACGCACAGUGCCUUACACCCAAGAUCCUCGAUCUGGGCAAAUGGGAUUCAAGGGCAAUUAGGCACUACAGUACCUUGCCACGCAUUCAGAAGCAAUUGCGCAGGGGCAACUGGACGUACAUACAGGAACAUCCAGAGAUACGCGCCAUCAUACGUGUCAUAAUGCAGCACGUGAUCAAUGCCAAUCCGGAUAAUGUACGGGAGUGUAUAGCCGAUUUCUUUAAUUGCGGCCGCACCCCUUUGCUGGUGCCUAUGAUAAACACGCAAUUAAAGUACGUGAAGGAACAGCUACAGCGCGGACGCUGGAGCAAGUUUGAUGCGGAAACGUUGUUCAUGGAGAGUCCCUCCACCCAUUCGCUCUUAUCGGCAGCUUCGACUGACUUCAAUGUGCAUCCCGUGCUCACCUAUGCCCUCGUCUUCAAGAAACCCGACGAAUGUGGCAUUGAUAAACCGCCUUAUUGACAAUCCCUCCAAUCGAAUGUGUCAUAUCACAUGCACAUAUCUAAGUUUAUUUUUAUGGCUGCAUUUCGGCUAAUUUUUCAAAAAUAAAUAUGGUUUAUAUGGUUAAAGAGAGCUGACCUCUGGCAGUUAUUGUUGAACUUUAAAA